Messenger RNA from Aspergillus brunneoviolaceus CBS 621.78, 1527 nucleotides. Its product is annotated as C2H2-type zinc finger protein. The coding region runs from base 151 to 1527 and encodes 458 amino acids. Gene Ontology annotation, biological process: regulation of transcription by RNA polymerase II. Gene Ontology annotation, cellular component: nucleus. The transcript is spliced from 4 exons. Gene Ontology annotation, molecular function: DNA-binding transcription factor activity, RNA polymerase II-specific; RNA polymerase II cis-regulatory region sequence-specific DNA binding. The record is from RefSeq and is a predicted model, not a curated record. Lineage: Eukaryota; Fungi; Ascomycota; Eurotiomycetes; Eurotiales; Aspergillaceae.
AGAGAUAGCCCAGCCACCGGCGUCGGUCUUAUUCUCGGCUUUUUGUCUCCCGGAAGAAGCUUCGAAAGCAGACAAGAUUCAAAACGAGGCUCUGAGAGCCCAGGGCAAUAGCCUCCAAAACCUUGACAUCGAUUUGAAGCGCUUACCGAUAUGGAGGCAGCGGAACCUGUAUCCUACGAAUUCCCAGGCCAUGCUAUCGGCGCCGUUGCACCCCGUCGGAUGAUGAACACCAACCUAGGCCAUACUCUACCAUUUUACACCAGCCCGACUGCUUCAUUCCCUCUUUCUUUUCAUCAACAUUCGUCAGCGAGCUAUGGCUUCGGACAUGGCAUGAAUCAGCACCAUCAUCAUCCACACCAGCAUCACCACCACCACCAGCAUCACCACCACCAGACUAGCUACCAGCAUUACUUCGUAGCGGGCCAGCAACCCUUGAACUCCCAGCCGGUACGCCUCUCAUCGGAGCCGCCCUCUAUCCAGCCAAUUCCAGAGAUUCGACCGGCCAAGAACGCGGUCAGUCGGAUGACGAAAGAUGCCUCGGCCAGUAUUGACCACAAGUCGAGCGUUCAGCAGCCAUUGGGACAGCAUCCGACGUCUGGAGGACCAGCACAGGGGAGAAGUCCAUGCCCGAAUGAAAUCGAAUUCUCAACCGAAGUAGACAUCCUCAUGAAAACGAUACAAUCAAAGGCCAGCACUCAGUCGGCAAACGUGCAGUCACUCCCGCCACUUCAGCAAAUGACGCAUGGAGUGAAUCCAAGUACCUUCGCCCCUCAAUAUUCGAUUUCAGCAGCCACGAACCCGCGCUGUACUGUGAUUGUUGAAGAUCAGCCACUGCGUUCAGGAAAGAAGCGCAAGUAUGCUUGCACCCUUCCACAUUGCGGCAAGAGUUUUGCGCAGAAGACACAUUUGGACAUCCACAUGAGGGCCCACACAGGAGACAAGCCCUUUGUAUGCAAAGAGCCCCUGUGUGGCCAGCGCUUCUCUCAACUUGGAAACCUGAAGACCCACCAGCGACGCCAUACAGGAGAGAAGCCAUUUUCCUGUGAGAUAUGCCAUAAACGAUUUGCCCAGCGUGGCAAUGUUCGCGCACACAAGAUCACCCACCAACAUGCAAAGCCUUUCACUUGCCUUCUGGACGACUGUGGUAAACAAUUUACACAGUUGGGUAACCUAAAGUCACAUCAGAACAAAUUCCAUGCAGCAACCCUGAAAAAUCUGACUCUGAAGUUCUCUCAGAUGACGGAUGCAGAUAACAUGAGCUCACAAGACCAGAAGCUCUGGGAAUACUUUUCUACCUUGUACAAGAAUAGUAACAAGGGCAUCAAAGGCCGCGGAAAAGAUCGCAGGAUAUCCCCGAUUGCGAGAUCCGAAACCAGGCCCGACACCCGCAGAAGGCUGCAGUCUCUUACUAACAGUGACGGAAAGGGGCGGCGCCCAAGUUAUGGAGAUACGUCGACCUAUAACGGAGCUUCCAGUAGCGACGAAGAGGAUGUUGGACCUUACUUCCUUGACAGGCAAGGACACUGA